GCUUCAUAAACGGACAACUUGCGAGAGAAAUGUGAAUCGUUACGUGGCGGGCACUAUCGUCGACGAAAUAGCUAAUCCUUGCCGACCCCUGGGCUAUCUUAGCGCGUUUUUGUUCUACGUACAGUACAGCCGCCCGCAUUGAUUUGUUUACAUACUGGACAACCGCACAACACAUCGAUAGUUUCCGAAAAUGGCUGGUGAGAAGAUCAAUGAAGACCAGGUCGCGAAUCUGCUGGCUGUCUUGCGGACGGACGCGCCUGCAGACGUCAAGGUUGGCUUGAUCAAUGGUUGCAAGAGCAGCAUAAAGCAGCACUUCGUCCCGGAACUGUGUAUUAACCCCCUCUUCGAAGCCUCGCGCAUAUCAAUGACCUCCCAACACGCUGCUAUUGUCAAUGCUGGCUUCUCUACCCUAAACCACCUCCUCACGAGACUAUCACGACAAGAACCGAAGUAUGUUGUGAGGGAAGCUGCACGAACAUUGCCUUUGGUGAUUGAGAAGUUGGGAGACCAAAAGGAGAAAUAUAGGCAAUUAGCAGCAGUAUGCCUGACUACUUUCUGGAAACAGGCCCCGAUGGAUGUCGAAAGAAUAGUCAAGAAUGCUGGUAUGGUAGGAAAGAAUGCACGGAUGAAGGAAGCCUCGAUGAAUUGGGUUGUACAAAUGCAUCAAGAACAUGGUAUGCAAUUCAAGCCCUUUGUUAUGACGUUUAUGGAUCUGCUCGAGGAUGCAGAUGGCAUGGUCAGAGACACAGCAAGAAAUUCCGUCAUUGCACUAUUUCAAAAUGCUCCCAAUGCGGCAAAGUCAGACCUCAAGAAGCAACUGAAGAACUUCAAUGUCCGGCCAGCGAUAGUUGCAGCUAUCAUGCCACACCUAGGCCCAGGCGGAGCACCUGAGCCUGUUGAGCAAGAGAUUGCUGAGCAACCGUCAAGACCAACCUUCUCCAAUAGUGUUUCAUCAAUGUCUAGUAUUCGACCUACUACUCCAACAAUCGAAGCAAAAGUUGAACAAGUUGAGCCUUCCUAUGUGAAUACCGCAAGGGAGUUGGAAGACAUCUUCAGGGACAUGCAUCCAUACUUUGAAGGGAAGGAAUCAGAGCAGAAUUGGCUGAAGAGAGAGCAAAGUUGCACAAAAUUACGAAGACUUAAUGCAGGAAACGCGCCUAGCGACUUUCACGAUGUAUUUCUCGCCGGCAUCAAGGCACUUUUGGAUGGAAUCUUGAAAGCGGUCAAUUCCUUGAGAACCAGUCUUUCGAAAGAGGGAUGCAGUGUUGUUCAGGAGAUUGCCCGGACUGCUGGACCUGGAUUGGAUCCGAUGGUCGAAUUACUGCUCCAGAACUUGAUCAAGCUAUGUGGUGGCACGAAAAAGAUCAGUUCUCAGCAAGGAAACGCAACCGUCGAUAUCAUUAUCAGCAAGGUCUCGUACACGAACAGAAUUAUGCAGCACAUUUGGAUGGCUUGCCAAGAUAAGAAUGUCCAACCUAGAACGUAUGCCACUGGGUGGCUAAAGACUUUACUGAAGAAGGAAGCUCAUCACAAAAGCCACAUCGAGCACACUGGCGGGCUGGAGUUAAUUGAGAAGUGUGUCAAGAAAGGUCUUGCCGAUGCGAACCCAGGAGUUCGAGAAAACAUGCGAUCCACUUAUUGGGCUUUCUCUUUAAUGUGGCCUGCUAAAGCAGAGGCGAUCAUGGCAACUCUUGACGCAACUCAGCAGAGACUCCUUGAGAACGCACCAGACAAUCCAAACUCUCCCAAGAAAGCUGAAGUGAUUGCUCCUCGACCCGGAAUGGGAUUCUCCAAAAGCACCAGUGGCCCGCCAAAACCCUCUUUGAGAGAAACCAUGCUGGCCCAGAAGAAAGCUGCAAUGGCAGCAACCAAGAACCUUCCUGCGAGACCGGGUUCGGCCAUGUCUACCUUUUCGCCAAUGCGAACUGUUUCUUCGUCUUCCACAGCUUCCGCUGCCUCUGAUGCACCGAUGAGAGCUCGACCAGAAUCUACAACUGUAGCUCACGGUGGUUUAUCUGUUGCUCCAAUGCGACCAACAAAAUUUCGCCCCGCUCCACGUCCAGAAUUGACUGCGAGACCAGCAACAGCAGGACCCUACUCUGUUAGACGUCCUGCUCAUGGACCCAGCAAUAGUGACACAAACACGAGUCCGUCUACUAGAGUACCGAAGGCUCGAACACCAAGCGCCAGCAGUACUAGCCCACCAAAGAAAGUGCCUCAAAGACCGAACACGAGUCAUUCUAGUCAUGCCAGCCAAUCUAGCCAUGCCAGCCCUGUGAAAAACACUAUCAACAGAGUCGCACCUUCUCCGAAAGCCAGUCCAGUGCGACCAAAGCCUUCGAUGAGAAAUCUUCCUUCUUCAAGUCCGUCCAAAGCUGACGAAGACUUCACUUUGGUGGUUCCAACUCUUACAGGAUUCAAGGACUCCCAGGGCAAGAAUCUACCGCAGACCACUGAAGAUUCAGAUGAGGACGAUAUCGUGACACCGCUGAAGUCCAUGAAGGUUUACGAAGACCCCUUUUCAAGUACAGAUGAUCAGACAACUCCAAGACCAGCAAUUACUGCGCCAGUCCUAGAAGAGGUUGCGGUCAACGAAGACGCUGCAACUAUGGCCAGAAAUGGUGUCAAUGGCAUGAAUGGCACAGUUGGAGUCGAUUCUCCUAAAACACCAGCAAUGUCACCAGAAAGAUUUAAGCAGAACUCUCGAUUAUUAGAUAGCGGUAUCGCCAAGAUUAAGGCCAAAUCACUCGAUGUCCAUGGGUUCCGGAAACUUCAAGCAACGAUCAGAGAUAACAAAGCAGCCUUUUCCGACGACAAAUUCGAUGCAUUACUCCUUGGUCUAUUCGAUUAUCUCGAAUCACCCUUGACUUCUCUUCCAGCAGAGAAGGUCCAAGAUGUCAAGGCUCAGAUCCUGGCCACCAUCAAACUUCUGUACAAGAAGGACCGCGAAGCAUUCCGACCACAUGUUCCCAAAGGUUUGGGCUCUCUGUUGGCAACGCGCAGUUGCUAUGAUGCACGAGCACAUAUUGUCAGUGGUCUUGAACUCUUAGCAGACGAGCUCGUCACCCUCUCCAAUCCUCAACAAACAACGCACACCAUCACUUCCCGCCUUGCAAAGGAGGAAAUGUCACUCGAAGGCUGCCGUACUCUAUCCAUGGGUCUCCACGUCCUCAAGGAACUCCUCGACGUGAGAAAAGACUUCAUGCCAAGCGAUCAGGAAGUGGUAGGCAUGUGUAAAUUAGCAGCGAGAUGCUUAGAGAGUGCAGAGAGUGGGGUCAGAAUGGAUGCUGUACAGCUCUGUGUCAGUGUCCAUGCUCGAGUUGGGGAAAACCGGUUUUGGGAGGCCCUUGGCGGAGUGAGGGAUGAUCCCAAGAGUCUGAUUACUUAUUACAUUGUGAAGAGGCAGAGGGAGGUUGCUGUUGCUGCUUCGUGAGGCUGUUCUGGUCAAGCAAGGAGGCUACGGUAUGGAUGGGUGGCUCUGUGUAUCAAAAAUUCCUGUUCUUGUUUGUUCUUGUUUUGCCGUACCUGGAAGAUUUUGAGAUAGGGGGACCGGAGCACGGAGUGAGGCGUUGUUUAUCCUAUCCGUCCGUCUGUUUGGUUGGUUGUUGGGAUGUGCAUUUCCAUUCGGCGUGGUUUUUCUUGGGUGGUAGGUAGAAGUGUGUAGCUGAAUAGUAAUGCAAUGCAACUGGAAAAAAUUUAUCCUAUCCUGCCCUGUGCUGUCCGAUUUGCUUGCUGUUUUGGGUGCUCACUACCUUUGCAGCAUGCAGGCGGUAGAAUCUCCCAUUCGUGGGUUUCGGGAGUAGCUGAAUGAAUGCCACGUGGAAUUUGGACGAGUGUAGGUAUUUUUGGGUUUCAGGUCUUGGUCCUUUCUUUGGCGAGGUGUAAGUGAGUAAGCUGAGAGUGGUAACGUUUAUGCUUGAUGAUGAUGCG
Mollisia scopiformis is the source of this 3930-nucleotide messenger RNA. RefSeq names its product ARM repeat-containing protein. Gene Ontology annotation, cellular component: cytoplasmic microtubule; mitotic spindle; spindle microtubule. Bases 191 to 3433 code for a protein of 1080 amino acids. NCBI's taxonomy places the organism in Eukaryota, Fungi, Ascomycota, Leotiomycetes, Helotiales, Mollisiaceae. The transcript has 5 exons. Gene Ontology annotation, biological process: mitotic spindle assembly; astral microtubule depolymerization. The record is from RefSeq and is a predicted model, not a curated record. Gene Ontology annotation, molecular function: microtubule binding.